Fomitopsis serialis is the source of this 396-nucleotide messenger RNA. RefSeq lists its product as uncharacterized. Lineage: Eukaryota; Fungi; Basidiomycota; Agaricomycetes; Polyporales; Fomitopsidaceae. The record is from RefSeq and is a predicted model, not a curated record. The transcript is spliced from 3 exons. Bases 1 to 396 code for a protein of 131 amino acids.
AUGGUCAGCUCGAAACACGACCUCACGACGGCGCUCGACACCUUCCGCCUCUCUCGGGCUGAAGCAGAGUAUGGCCCUGCUGCGUAUUCUCUUCGUGCCUACAAUCUCGUCUUGCCGGACACGGUACUUGCGCGGCUUGUUGAGUGUGCGAGCGUAAAGAAGAUAGGGUCUCUGGAUGACAUCAAGCGAGAGACGAAGUGGCCGGCGAGCAAGGCUGAGAAGUAUGGGGGUGUGGUGUUAGAGAUCCUUCUACGACUCGAGGAUAUCAGUCACUUUCCACUGGCACCUCCAAUGACCACGACACCGCUUGCGACACGUACACUAGGUAGCAGUUGUAACUCAGGCGAGAACAGCAAGAAGUGUCCUCGAAACGCGCCACACCCUGGUCAAGGCUAG